Molecule: messenger RNA, 1732 nt
Organism: Prunus dulcis (almond)
Lineage: Eukaryota; Viridiplantae; Streptophyta; Magnoliopsida; Rosales; Rosaceae
Product: probable aldo-keto reductase 2
Exons: 6
Coding region: 506-1525 (339 amino acids)
Cellular component (GO): cytoplasm
Source: RefSeq, a predicted model, not a curated record
CGUCGCUGGCAGUGGCACUCUCGAGGUCGAGCCCGGAAGUCUUGGAAUCUAUACCCCCCGACCUCUCUUGUGCAUGUACUUAGCAACGAUGGCCUUCCUUGCCUCCAGGAUGCUAAGGAUCUCCCGUACUGUUCAGUGAGCUUGACAUCCUGUUUUGGAAUGUCAUACCCUGUUGCUUCCUGCGCAGUUUAUGUCUUGUUAUAUUUCCUUUCUUAGCUGUUUGCUUCAAUUCCUAGUUUCUGCUUUUACUCUUGCGUUUGCUGACGUGUGUCCUUCAGCCCUUGUCUGUUUGUUUCCUCUUUGUUUUGGUGGGAUGAAUAUCUUUUCCAUAAAAAAAUAAAAUAAUUAUAAACCAAAAAAAAAAAAAAAAGGCAAGAAAAAUCAAUGGGAGAGAUGCUCUGGCGUCGGCAAGUUUGAAUUGUUGCUGAUUGGUGAGCUCGUUUGAAGUUUCCACUUUCUGCAGAGAUAAAUGUACGAACCAAACUGAAACAACCACAGAUAGCAAAUGGCAGGAGGAGUGAGGAGGAUCAAGUUGGGUUCACAAGGCCUUGAGGUCUCUGCUCAAGGCCUGGGAUGUAUGGGCAUGUCUGCCUUCUAUGGCGCUCCGAAGCCCGACGCAGACAUGAUCAGUCUCAUCCACCAUGCCAUUGACUCCGGAGUCACCUUCCUCGAUACCUCUGACAUCUACGGUCCCUUCACCAACGAAAUUCUUCUUGGCAAGGCUCUGAAGGGAGGGGUACGAGAGAAGGUUGAGUUGGCCACCAAGUUUGGUAUCAGCUUUGCUGAUAACAAGCCAGAGGUUCGAGGUGACCCUGCAUAUGUGAGAGCUGCUAUUGAGGGUAGCUUGAAGCGCCUUGGUGUUGAUUCUGUUGAUCUCUAUUAUCAGCAUCGGAUUGAUACCCGUGUACCCAUUGAAGUCACGGUUGGGGAACUGAAGAAACUAGUUGAAGAAGGUAAGGUAAAGUACAUUGGACUAUCCGAGGCCUCUGCUUCCACAAUAAGAAGAGCACAUGCUGUUCAUCCAAUAACAGCUGUGCAGUUGGAGUGGUCGUUGUGGACAAGAGAUGUGGAGGAAGAUAUAAUUCCUACUUGCCGGGAACUUGGCAUCGGCAUUGUUGCAUACAGUCCUCUAGGAAGAGGAUUCUUUUCAUCAGGAGCUAAGUUCUUUGAAAAUCUUCCCAAUGAUGAUUUCCGAAAGUAUCUACCUAGGUUCCAAGCCGAAAACCUAGAGCAUAAUAAAACAAUAUUCGAGCGGGUUAGUGAUCUUGCAGCAAGGAAGGGGUGCACCCCAUCUCAGCUAGCACUGGCCUGGGUUCAUCAUCAAGGCAACGAUGUGUGUCCGAUACCCGGAACCACUAAGAUUCAGAAUUUUAACCAGAACAUUGGUGCUCUCUCCGUGAAACUGACACCAGAAGAACUGGCUGAGCUUGAAUCUUUUGCUUCUGCUGAUGCCGUUAAAGGUGGCAGAUAUCAGAAUGACUUUAGUACUUGGAAGAACUCUGAAACUCCUCCAGUGUCUUCAUAGAAAGCCACAUGAGCAUGUGCCUUUUGUCAUGCCAUAAUGCUUCUUUGUAUCGCAUGAGCCUUGUAAAUUUCCUUACCGUUAUGAGAAUAAGUAGUUCAUGUGAAGUGGUAUGCAAUGACUGACUUUGAGACGUCCGUCAUUUUGUAAGCAGAUUUCAUCAUGUUGUAUGAGUAUCCAAAAGUAUGAAAUAAUCUGGGGUCAAACGAA